AUGUUAUCAUCCAAGAGAAUGAAGAUUAGAGUCCCAGACAGGACUAGAAUGUCUGGUGGCGAUUUUGAAGAGUCGUGGAUUUCUUUGGAAAGUGCAUUUCGCAUGAUUUUUAAAAAUGAUGUCAAUGAAUUAUCCUAUCAAGAUCUAUAUCGUACUGUUUAUCUACAAACUGUAAGAGGCAAAGCAGAUGUGUUAUACCAAAAGAUUGAAGAAUUUGUUAGGGAACAAAUUAAAUUGGCGUAUUCAGAGAAUGUUUUGAACAGUGGUGCCAAUAACCCUAAGGACGACAGCAAUAACAGUGAUGAUUCCUAUAAUUACUUAUUGAAAAUGUCAAAAUUAUGGAAAUUUGAAUGUAAUUGUUUUAAAUCAUUAUCUAGUGUUUUAUUAUAUUUGGAUAAAGUUUAUUCCAAGAAGAAUAAGAAAUUAGAAAUUUAUGAUCUCUGUUUGGAAUUAUUUAAAACUAAUCUUUUAAACCCAGCGAAGGAACAGUUGUUAAAGGCCAUAAUAAUUGAUAUUAAUAAUAUUCGAAAUUUGAAAUCUAUUAAUAAUGACCAUAUUGAUAUUUGGAGACAAAUUAUUUCAAUGUUAGAGACCAUCGAAGAGAAGAAGGAUAAUUAUUUUAUUAACCAUUUUGAAAAUCCAUUAGUAGUAGAGUCAGAGAAAUAUUAUGAUGAACAAAUUUCUCUAGAAAAUGUACCAUUUAAAGAAUAUUUGAAAAAUAUAGAAGAAUUAACUAAAUUUGAAUUUGACUUAGAUAUUAAAUUUGUAAACACCGAUACUGCAUCGAAAAUCAAAUCUGCAUUGGAUGAAUCAUUAGUAUGGAAACGAGUAUCAAAAGACCUACCAACAUAUAUACGUUUUUGCAUUAAAGAGAAUGAUCCUUCAAUUUUACAAAAACUAUACGAUUUAUCGUCAAAAGAAGAAAACAUGGUAUCUAUUAUUGAAGCAUUAAAAUUAUGUAUAGAGAGAGAUUUAGAGUCAAUUAUAAUUGACACUAAUAUGAAGAAAAAAAAUAUUGUAGCUAACAAAUGGGCAUCGUCAUUAAUUGAGAUUUAUAAUUACUACGACAAGUUUCUAAAUGAUUUUGAUUUUGGUAAUGUGAAUUUACAAGAUAAAGAUGCAAAUUCAAGUCAACUAUUUUCACAGAUUAUUUUAAGUGUUUUUUCAGGUUAUAUGUGCAAAAAUUCUUUGCUUUAUACUGAAUUGGUUACUAUAUAUUUGGAUAGUUAUUUGAAAAAUCUUGAAGAUAAUAAUGCUAUCUCUGAAGCUAAAAAUCAUCUAGACCAAUAUGUGAGAAUAUUUAUUACAUUACCUGAGAAGGAUGUAUUUGAAUCACAAUAUAGAAAAUUUCUCUCAAGAAGGUUACUUCAACAAAGAUCCAUAUUUAACCUUGAGAAAUGGUUAGUACAAAGGUUUAAAGAGGAAUUAGGAACUUUUUUCACUUCUAAAAUGGAGGGUAUGUUAAGGGACAUCAAUAAUUCAAAAGAUUUAUUGCGUUCGUUUAAAAAUUCGAAUUCAAAUACCAAUUCAUUGAUAAAUCUAAACUUGAAUUAUAAUCCUGAAAUUUUGACGGCAAUAUCAUGGCCAUUUAACAAUAAUAAUCAAGAUAAUAAUGAAAUUAUUCUACCAGUUAAACUUAAAGAAGUUCAAGAAGACUUUGAAAAAUUUUAUAAGAAAAAAUAUAGUCAGAGAACAUUAACAUGGUCACCAACUUUAAGCAUGAUUGAAGUUAGUUAUCAAUUUGAUAAAACUCAACAUGAUUUGAUAUUGCCAUUUUAUUCAGCAAUAAUAUUUUUAUUAUUUGAAGAAUAUGAUCAAUUAAGCCUUGAAAAAAUAUCAGAAUUAACAAAUAUACCAAAUCAAGAACUAAUACGUCAUUUAUUAUCACUAUCAAUAGCACCAAGAGCCAAACUUCUGACCAAAGAACCACCAACAAGAAAUAUUUCACCAAAUGAUAAAUUUUCAAUUAAUAAAUCAUUUACAGCUUCAACAAGAUACAUUAAGAUUCAGACAGUUAAUUUAGUGCCUAAUUCAUCAAAUAAUGCAAGUAAUAACAAUAAUAACGAUGAAUUAUUACAAAGAGAAAGACUCCAAGAGGUAAAUGCCUCAGUAAUUAGAGAAAUGAAAUCAAACAAAAUAUUGACUAUCAAUGAAUUAGAAUCAACAAUCACAAAUAUAGUAAAGGAUAGAUUCCAAUUACAGCAUAAUCUCUUCAUUAAAAGUAUUGACUAUUUAAUUGAUAAAGAAUAUCUACAAAAGGACAUUGAUGACACGGAAUUGUUACACUACCUGCCAUAA
Molecule: messenger RNA, 2298 nt
Organism: Vanderwaltozyma polyspora DSM 70294
Lineage: Eukaryota; Fungi; Ascomycota; Saccharomycetes; Saccharomycetales; Saccharomycetaceae
Gene: CUL3
Product: cullin CUL3
Exons: 1
Coding region: 1-2298 (765 amino acids)
Biological process (GO): protein ubiquitination; ubiquitin-dependent protein catabolic process
Cellular component (GO): Cul3-RING ubiquitin ligase complex
Molecular function (GO): ubiquitin protein ligase binding
Source: RefSeq, a predicted model, not a curated record